UCACACAUUACAAACAAAAAGAAAAGAUAAAAUAAAAUUAAAAAACUUCUUCCCGCCGGCGAUUUUUUUUCAAGCUUCUCCGGCGGUGGAAAAAUGUCUCCUCCGAUCAAAACUCCUCUCUUGCCGAAGCAAGAACCGUCUUCUGAGAAGCAUGGAUCCACCUCCGGCGUCGUUUUCAACGUGUCGACGAGCAUAAUCGGAGCCGGGAUAAUGUCGAUGCCGGCGGCGUUCAAGGUUCUCGGAGUUAUCCCAGCUCUUUUGAUCAUCACGAUCAUCGGUUGGCUUUCCACAAUCUCUGUUGGAUUUCUUAUGAAAUCAACUCUCGCCGGAGAAGCGACCACGUACGCCGGAGUUAUGAAAGAGUCGUUCGGAAAAACAGGGUCCGUAGCUGUGCAGGUUGCUACAAUGGUUGCUACUUUUGGAUGCAUGGUUAUCUUCUCGAUCAUUAUAGGAGAUGUGCUCUCCGGUAAUGACAAUGGAGGAUCUGUUCAUCUCGGAGUUUUGCAAGAAUGGCUUGGUUCUCACUGGUGGAACACGAGGAUCUUCGCUUUGCUGUUUAUCUACGCCUUCGUCUUGCUUCCACUGGUCUUGUGCAGACGUGUCGAAAGACUCGCGUUUAGUUCUGCCAUAUCGUUUCUUCUUGCUGUGCUCUUUGUCGUCAUAAGCUCGGUCCUGGCGAUCACCGCACUGAUGAAAGGACAGACAAAGAAUCCAAGACUGUUUCCAGAUUUAACCAAUGAAGGAUCCUUCUGGAAUCUAUUCACAGCUUCUCCCGUUAUAGUAACAGCCUUCACGUUUCAUUUCAACGUUCAUCCAAUUGGAUUCGAGCUGAAGGAUCCUUUACAUGUGAUUCCAGCAACUAAGAUCUCUGUGAUCUUGUGCGCUGCAAUCUACUUCGCCACUGGACUCUUUGGAUAUCUCCUGUUUGGAGAUGCAACAAUGUCUGAUAUUCUAGUGAACUUUGACCAGAGUUCUGGCUCUUCCAUUGGUUCUCUUUUCAACGACAUCGUUAGGCUCAGCUACGCGCUUCACCUCAUGCUCGUCUUUCCUCUCAUGAACUUCUCACUGAGAGCAAACCUCGACGAGCUCAUGUUCCCAACGAUGAAGCUGUCACUGGCAAAAGACACAAAGAGAUUCAUCGGGCUCACUCUGGCUCUACUGAUCUGCUGUUUCUUGUCUGCGAUCGCUGUGCCAGACAUUUGGUACUUCUUUCAGUUCUUGGGAUCAACCACCACAGUUUCCAUAGCUUUCAUAUUUCCAGCCGCCAUUGUUUUAAGGAAUGUCCAUGGUGUAUCGACCUCAAGAGAAAAGAUUGUAGCUGCGAUAAUGCUGGUUCUUGCUGUUGCCACUAGCAUCAUUGCCAUAUCAACGAACUUAUACAGUCUCACAGCAAACUGAUCGUUUGAAGAAAAGUUUUGGAAACAGUCCCCCUAUGAUCACUUCAAAAGAAAUCUGUAAAAUUAUUACCUUCCCCUAGCAUAUAUAUUUUUUUGUAUCUUUGUGAAAUAGAGGUUUGACAGAGAAUGCAAUGUAAUAGCUUUUAGGAAGUGCAAUAUUUUUGUUGCUACAUGAAUCAAAGAAACCGAAAUUGUUGCAAACUA
This is a messenger RNA of Raphanus sativus (radish), 1601 nucleotides long. Its product is annotated as amino acid transporter AVT6C. The coding region runs from base 94 to 1398 and encodes 434 amino acids. The record is from RefSeq and is a predicted model, not a curated record. NCBI's taxonomy places the organism in Eukaryota, Viridiplantae, Streptophyta, Magnoliopsida, Brassicales, Brassicaceae. The transcript has 4 exons. Gene Ontology annotation, biological process: amino acid transmembrane transport. Gene Ontology annotation, molecular function: amino acid transmembrane transporter activity.